This is a messenger RNA of Necator americanus (New World hookworm), 270 nucleotides long. RefSeq lists its product as uncharacterized. Lineage: Eukaryota; Metazoa; Nematoda; Chromadorea; Rhabditida; Ancylostomatidae. The record is from RefSeq and is a predicted model, not a curated record. Bases 1 to 270 code for a protein of 89 amino acids. The transcript has 2 exons.
AUGCACGGGAGGAAAAGGUCCCCCGAUGAGAGAGCGAAUAUGAGAGAGACGGAAAAGACAUGGAAUGAAGAGAGUGCGUUAUUAUUAUUAUUAUUAUUAUUAUUAUUAUUAUUAUUAUUAUUAUUAUUAUUAUUAUUAUUACUAUUAUUAUUAUUAUUAUUAUUAUUAUUAUUAUUAUUAUUAUUAUUAUUAUUAUUAUUAUUAUUAUUAUUAUUAUUAUUAUUAUUAUUAUUAUUAUUAUUAGCACUACUACGGUACCUUACGGCGUAA